CGUCUGCGGCGCAGGCCCGGUGCCCAGGUGGCGGUGUAGCAGCGGGGAGGAGGGAUGGGGCCUCACGGAGAGCGGCGGCGGGUGUCGUGCCGUCAGUAAGGACGCGCUGCCAGGGAAGGACGGGAGCGGAUUUCUUCUUCUUCUUCUUCUUUUUUUUUUAGUUGUUGUUGUUGUUGGUGUUUUUUUUUUCCUCUCUCUCUCUCCGAGGGAGGAAUAGGAGUCGGCGAGCCCUGUCUCAGCGAUGACACCGGCCGCGGAGCUCACCUUGUAAAAAGAAAAAAAAAAAAGAAUUAAUCGCCGGGACGCGUCGCCGAAGGGGAGGCGGUCAUGGCGGGACUCAUCAAAAAACAGAUCCUCAAACAUCUCUCCAGGUUCGCCAAGAACCUGUCCCCCGACAAGAUCAACCUGAGCACCCUGAAGGGCGAGGGCCAGCUGACCAACCUGGAGCUGGACGAGGAGGUCCUGCAGAACAUGCUGGACCUGCCCACCUGGCUGGCCAUCAGCAAGGUCUUCUGCAACAAGGCUACCAUACGGAUACCAUGGACGAAGCUGAAGACUCACCCCAUCUCUCUGUACCUGGAUAAAGUUGUGAUGGAAAUGAGCACCUGUGAGGAACCGCGGCCACCGAACGGGCCUUCCCCUAUUGCUACAGCCUCAGGUCAAAGCGAGUAUGGCUUCGCCGAGAAGGUGGUGGAGGGCAUCUCCCUCUCGGUCAACUCCAUCGUGAUCAGGAUCAAGGCGAAAGCCUUCAACGCCUCCUUCGAGCUGUCCCAGCUGAAAGUGUACAGCGUCAACACCAGCUGGCAGCUGAGCGACCUGCGCUUCACGAGGAUACUGGACCCCCAGCGAGGAGAGGUACUGACGUUUAAAGAAAUCAGCUGGCAGAUGAUCAGGAUAGAGGCGGAUGCCAUCCAGAGUGGCGAUCACGAAGUCCUGAGCGCACCGGUGCGGCUGAUCACCAAUCAGUCCAAAAUCAGAGUCACGCUCAAGAGGAGGUUGAAAGAUUGCAAUGUGGUGGCAUCGAAGUUGAUUCUGGUCUUGGAUGACCUGCUGUGGGUGCUGACCGACUCUCAGCUGAAAGCUAUGGUCCAGUACGCCAAGUCUCUCAGCGAAGCCAUGGAGAAGUCUGCCCAGCAGAGGAAGAGCAUGGCGUCCGAGUCCACGCAGGGCGCGAUCCCGGCCCCGGCCUCCCAGCAGGUGCGCGCUCAGCAGACGCCCGCCGAUCAGAACGCCACCAUUGCCAAGCUCUUCAGCUCCUACGACGUCAGGGAAACCUCCCACCACCUGCAGAUCACGCACCUCGACCUGCACAUCUGCGACGACAUUCACUCCAAGGACAGGGGAAUCAAUAAAAGCAUCACUGGGGGAGCGAUGCAGCUGUCGUUCAGUGAGGUGACUGUGGAUUACUACCCCUUUCACAGAGCAGGUGAGAGCUGUGCGCACUGGAUGCACUACAGUGAGGCGACGAAAUCCCGAGAAACCUGGGCCAAGAGCAUCCUGGAUGAGUUCCGGGCCAACGUGGACAUGCUGAAGAAUGCCGUGAAAGACCACCGGGUCGCCUCCCAAGCUCCGGCCUCAGCCACAUCGCAGGGGUCUCCACAGCACGGCGCCUCAGGAAAGAUCUCCACUACUUCAACCAAUGCAUUCUCCACACCCAGCCAGCAGCCCAAGACCCAAUUAAUAUCCAGCUCCAUUGUGCUAAGGAUGGCAGACUUCAGUAUCUACCAGGUGUCCACCGCGGAGCAGCAUCGUUCAGUCCCCAAAGCCAUGGUCUCUUGCAACAAGAGGACUCUCUACCUUCCCCAGGAAAUGCCAGCCGUUCAUCUGGAAUUCACAGAGUACUACUUUCCCGACGGAAAGGACUACCCGAUCCCCUGCCCCAACCUGUACGUGCAGCUCAACGCCCUGCAGCUGGUGCUGGACGGCCGGAGCCUGGUGUGGCUGAACCAGUUCGCGCUGGACCUGCGGCAGAGCCUGGAGCAGUUCAUGGCCCUGUACAAGCUGGACGACCACGAGAAGCCCGACGAGCACGUGGACUUCAGAGUGGACGGGCUGAUGCUGAAGCUGAUCGUUCCCUUGGAGAAGGAGCUGAAGGGCCACCCAGACCUCCCGCGCUCCAUCUCCGUCCAGACCUCGGAAAUGGUCGCCACCAACACCAGGCACUCCUCCAAGUGCACGCGCUCCAGCCUGGAGGCCGUGCUGCAGGAUUUCAAGGAGCAGGAGUUCUUCAGCAGCGCCUUCACGAGCUUCCCCAAAAGGCCGGACAGCUUCAGCGUCCUGCACCCGGUGUUCCAGAGGCACGCCCACGAGCAGGACACGAAGAUGCACGACAUCUACAGGGGCUUCGUCACGCCCAGCCUGAGCACAAACGCACUGAAGACCUUGGCUGCCACCGACCUGUGGGCUGUGCAUUUCUCGCAGUUCUGGGUGGACUACGAAGGGAUGAAGAGCGGGAGGGGUCGGCCGGUGCCCUUUGUGGACUCCUUUCCCCUCUCCAUCUGGGUGUGCCAGCCUGCCAGGCACGCCCAGAGCCAGGAGCACCUACACGCCCCUCCGGGCAUCCCGAAGAGCGAGUCGGCAGAGCUGAGCAGCCGGCUGCAGCGCAAGAAGCUCCUGAAGGAUUACUACAGCACGGACUCCGAGCCGGUGACCAACGGCAUCAGGAAGCCGCACUCCCUGGACGGCCUUCCCACGUCUUCCCAGUCCGCCCCCUCUCCCGGGGAGGCGGGCGUCCACGUCCUGGUGCACGUCCAGAAGCACCUGAGCCUGCAGGUCAGCCACUACCAGUACCUGUUCCUGCUGCGCCUCCAGCAGUCCCUCCGGACCCUGCAGCAGACCCUGCAGGGGGACCUGGAGCCGGCGGCCGGGACGCACAGGGGCCAGGGCGACGUCUGCGUGGGGCUGCUGCUGAAAAGCGCCGAGGUGGCCCUGCUGCUUCACCCGGUUCCCGAGGCCGAGACGGCGGCGGCACCCGGGCCGGCACCGCUGCAGCCCACUCCGGGCCGCGGCACCAGGAGCUGCUCCGAGGGGUCGGACGGUGAGGACGGCACAGGAGCCGCGGCUGGGGACUCGGAGGACGCCUGCGGGGGUCCCGGCGACCCCCUUUCGGUCGGCGAUCGCACCCACGAGGAGCAGGACGGCCUGGCGGCCGGGCGAGCGCCCCAGAACGAGCUCCCGGGUGCUGCAGACGGGAGGCUGAGGGCGGGAGACUCGGGAGACUCUCCAUGCGACACCGGUGCCUCCAGAGCCGAGGCGGCCUUGCCCUCCAGAGACUGCAACGGCAGCAGAGAGAGACCGGGGACCAGGAUGCCUCAGUCGAUGUCGAGCGGGAGGCUCAUGAAAGAGAGAUCGCAGUCCAGCUUCUCGGUGUCCUACAAGACCCUGAAGAAAAGCCCGUCCCUGCGGUCGCUGGACAACAUCUCCAUCGACAGCAGCCUGCUGGAGGAGAACAUGCUGGAGAGCGACAGCAGCGACGGCUUUCUGCUCGCGGAGAGAGAUGGGCUUUCUGACGACGCGUCGGUGGCGGGCUUCAGAGACGCCUCAAGCGAGCAGAGCCCCGCGGAGAGCGCGAACGAGGCCCUGGGCCCGGAGCACGAGCGGGGAGAGUCGCCCGACGCCGUCAGUGCCGCCUCCCAGAGCGCAGAGGAGAGCUCCCCGGACCUGGUGUCGGUGGUGGUGUUUAAGAUAUUUGGUGCCAACUGCGGCCUGGACAUCAAGGGGGAGAGCCUGGCCGUGUACCUGGAGGUCAGCGAGCUGGUGACCAGUCAGCUGGGGAACGUGAGCAUCCGGCAGUACCUCAGCAACCGCAGCCUGGGGGCAGGUGCUGCCACAGACCCCCGGCGCAGGAAGUCCACCCCGGAGGUCAGGCUGCGCCUGGACAGCGGGCCGAGCACCGCGGCCUGCUCCCCGCUGGCGGCCCAGAACGGCUUUCUGCAGUGCGAGAUCAGUCGGGUCAGCUCCGACUUCCUGCUGUCCUCCAUCAGGAACCUGGGCCGGCUCGUCGAGGACAGCUCCGCCUCCCAGGUGCUUCCUAUGAAGGUCACCAUUUCUGACACCCGGAUUAACCUGAAGGACGACGGCCCCCGCGGGAACACCUCGGACCCGGAGCCCUCGCCGAUUGCGGUGCACCUCGACCGGCUGCUCAUUCACAGGAGAGACGAUGGCUCCUUCUCUGUCGGAGCAGCGGACGAGCCCCCCGGGCCAGGAGAGCCGGAAGCGAGGAGCGGAGGACGGAAGUUGGGGGAUGUUCCCAAGGUCCCCUGGGUCCCCUGCAGGUCCCAGGCCACUCAGACGACCCCGGACAAGCCCGACCCUACGGCCGCUCCACACGACCGGACGCCGGGCAGCGCCGCCGACGGCACGGCUCUCGGCACAGAGCAGCUCAUGGAAGAGAACGAGUGUCUGAAGCUGGAGCUUUCCAAAGCCAAAAUGGCUCUCGCCGAAGCUCAGAUGGAGAAGGACAGCUUGCUCCAUAAAAUCAAACGCAUGGGCACCGGCAGCUAAUCCCGGCUGGACGUGGCUCCCGGGAGCACCGAGGAGAGGAGACGCCGCCGCCGUCUUCCUGGAGAAGCCACAGGGGAGCCGGCAGCCCGCCUGGCAGCAGGAGGCAAGCGCAGCGCCGGGCGACGCUUGUGCAGAGAGCGCGCGCGGUUCAUUCCGAAGAAACCUGUUCUCUGUAUGUUGUUGUUACUUUGGUUGUUUUUGAAUAAAGUUUUGCAGUAAAACUGCUACCUGGACAGCUGGGCAUGGAAAAGGCUGCUUCGGGCUUGGGGAUUGCCAGCGUCAGGCCAGAGACUGCACUGUACUGUACUACAUCUCCUCAUGUAUUUAAUACUGAAAAAGUAUUUAGUUCAUGAAUGGUCUUUUAACCAAUGUAUUAAAGUGGAACUUUUGUGCAAGAGUGUUUUAUAAAGAGAUUUUUGAUUGUCAGGCAGUGUUUGUCAGGGUUUUGCUGCUUUGAAGACAAAAUUGAUCAUGUCGUUAUAACAGGCAUUUCAUGACAUUAUUACACUAUACUGCAUUAAGAUUAACAAUAGUCUAAGACCUGGACUGUCUCCUAUUUUUCUAAGUGUAUAUAGUCGUUCAUAGAUUUACCCACAUAGUAAUUUUUUUAAUUAUGCAAUUGUAAAUAACACUCCUGCGAUGAAGGAGAAUUCUGUAGAUGACAGAUUAGGCUUGAGUUGCCUCGUGUCUUAUUUCAGUUUUUGUAUGUAUAUAUUUCUGUAUUUUUUUCUGAGGGAGGAGAUUCAUGUGCACUUUUUCUUUCUCAAUCUUUGCCCCUGUUUGUGCAGACUGACCGCUUGUUUCAGACCAGCUUUGCCUACUGCAAAGGACAACAAAAUGUUGGAAGCUGCUGGAAUACGUUUGGGUCUUUUAGGAAAUAUUUGUUUUCACUUGCACAAUGAUAAAAAGUUCCAUGUUUACAAAGACUCCCAUAACUUGUAUGUAGAAAUAAUUUUAAUAGUGCCUGAUCUCUUCUGUUUCUUACUACAGCUGCUCGAAACACUUGUUGAAGGUUAUCACAGGCAUUGCCUCGGAAAACACAACUGUGAAAUUUACUGGUGCUUGUGUGUAUGCGUGUGUGACAAAGUGCCCACACUGGGACGAUGGUACGGAUCAUCCCAGGUGUCCCCAGAUUUACUGUGAUGCUUCCGGACAGCGGCUUGGAAUAAAGAGCCACACCACAUUCGGAGCUGUCCGUGUUUCUGAGCAGACUUCACUCGGGUGCGUCUGAUGAGUGUAGCUGUGGUUCAUCAUUUUCAUUUCAAAUGCAUGCGUCUCUGAUUGGAGUUCCGUUUUGGGGACAGGGCAGUGAGAGGCCAGGCUCGAGCCUGAUAGUUUUUUAGCUGUUUGUUCAAAACUGAUCUGUCUGGCGGCAACUGUAGUGUUUAAAAGAUGAAAGAUGAAAUCCCGUUGCUGAAGCCUAAACACACCUGGUAAAUGUGAAGGCAAAAGCUAUUUCCAUCUCGACCAGAAUGUUAUCACGUAAAACUUCCUGAGUGCCUCACUUAUAUGGGGGGAAUUUUAAUGGGGUCUUUCCCUGCUUUUCACGUAAACCCAAAUUUCAAUGAAUGUCUGCUCAAAAAAUAACACUUCUGAGCUUUAUUUUGUAUUUUUCUCUUCAAUGGACAUUAUUAAAACAUCACAUUUUGUGAGACCACGAAACUUGAGAAAUGCGAUUGUACAACAGCGAGAGAGGCCUUUCAUCUGUGCUCUGUGUCCUGAGUCCUGUCCCUUUCUGUUUGGCUGGCCUCCUGGCGAGAUUUAGAACAACAAUAAUAUGUAAAGGUCUGUUAAAGCUGCUUCAAUGCUGUAAAAUAAAGGGGGUUAAAAUUG
Messenger RNA from Lepisosteus oculatus (spotted gar), 6336 nucleotides. NCBI's taxonomy places the organism in Eukaryota, Metazoa, Chordata, Actinopteri, Semionotiformes, Lepisosteidae. The record is from RefSeq and is a predicted model, not a curated record.